AUGUUUUCAAAUCUAAAACGUCUUACAGAGUUGUCUCUAUCCAACAACCAGAUAACUCGCAUCAGACAGCCUGGUACAUUCUCGGGUUUACCAAACCUCGAAACAUUGAACCUAAGCAACAACAAGAUAACCAACAUUACACCUGGUACAUUGAAGAACCUACCAAAGCUCACAGUUUUGUGGCUAGAAGGAAACCAGAUAACUGACAUUCAGUCUGGUACAUUCUCGAAUCUACCAAAGCUCAAAACAUUGCACCUCCAAAAAAACCAGAUAACUCGCAUCAGACAGCCUGGUACAUUCUCGGGUUUACCAAACCUCGAAACAUUGAACCUAAGAAACAACAAGAUAACCAACAUUACACCUGGUACAUUGAAGAACCUACCAAAGCUCACAGUUUUGUGGCUAGAAGGAAACCAGAUAACUCACAUUCAGCCUGAUACAUUCUCGAAUCUACCAAAGCUCACAGAAUUGGACCUCCAGAAAAAUCAGAUAACUGACAUUCAACCUGGUACACUUUCGAAUCUACCAAAGCUCGCAGGGUUGUACCUUAGAUCCAACAACAUAACUGACAUACAGAUUGGUACAUUUUCAAAUCUACCAAAGCUCACAAGUAUAACCUUAGGCUUCAACCAGAUUACUGACAUCAAACCUGGUACAUUCUCAAAUCUACCAAAGCUCACACAGCUGUUUCUACACUCCAACCAGAUAACUGGCAUUCAGUCUGGUACAUUCUCAAAUCUACCAAAUCUACAAAAGUUGAAACUUACAUCCAAUCAGAUAUCUGUCCUUUCCCAGUCAGCGUAUGACACCCUAGCAUCCAUUUCUACUGUUGCAAUUGGUUGCCGCCGGUAG
This is a messenger RNA of Branchiostoma belcheri (Belcher's lancelet), 852 nucleotides long. Its product is annotated as leucine-rich repeat-containing protein 15-like. Bases 1 to 852 code for a protein of 283 amino acids. The transcript has 2 exons. The record is from RefSeq and is a predicted model, not a curated record. Gene Ontology annotation, molecular function: protein binding. NCBI's taxonomy places the organism in Eukaryota, Metazoa, Chordata, Leptocardii, Amphioxiformes, Branchiostomatidae.